AUGGUGACGUUUGGUAAUUCUUAUAAAUCAAUUAAAAACGUAGCCAGAGAAUUUUUAGCCGAAUUUAUUGGAACGUUUCUUUUAGUCUUUAUGGGAAAUAGUGCCGUUGCUCAAACAACUCUAACGGAUGGUACCGGAGGAAAUAACAUAACAAUAUAUUUUGGAUACGGUUUCGGUUUAUUUUUGGGAGUGUCUGUCGCAGGAGGAAUUUCAGGUGGACAUUUAAAUCCGGCUGUUUCCGUUGCGGCGGCAAUUGUAAAAAAAUUUAAAUGGCGUAAAAUACCACAUUAUAUUCUUGCACAAUAUUUGGGAGCUUUUCUCGGUGCCUGCAUAACUUAUUUAUUAUACAUUGAUUCGUUUAAAGCUUUUCAUUCGGAUUAUGGAAUAAAUAAAACCACGGCUGGAAUUUUCGCGACUUAUCCAAAAAAUGAUUUAUCCGUUAUUGGAUCCUUUAUCGAUCAGAUUUUAGGAUCCAUGAUACUUGUUCUCGGUAUAAACGCCAUCACGGAUCCAUUUAAUAAAAUUCCAUCGUAUUUGGUACCAAUUUACGUAUCAUUAACGUUAAUUAGCAUCGCAUGUUCUUUGGGAAUAAAUCAAGGUUUUGCCAUUAACCCAGCUCGUGAUUUAUCACCGAGAUUUUUUACUUACAUAACCGAUUGGGGAUCGGAUGUAUUCGAUUCUUCCAGUUAUUGGUACGUGACAAUUAUAGGUUCACACGUUGGUGCUAUUUUAGGAGCUGUGAUUUAUAUGUUAAUUGUUGAAAAAAUGAGAUUGAUACGGGAAAAUCCGACGGAAAUGAUACAAUCAAAUGUUACGAUAAUAAAAAAUAAACCCUGUGAUACUAAUAAAGCAGACGAUUAUUUUUAUCGUUUUUAA
Pediculus humanus corporis (human body louse) is the source of this 876-nucleotide messenger RNA. Its product is annotated as Aquaporin-9, putative. The record is from RefSeq and is a predicted model, not a curated record. The transcript has 7 exons. Gene Ontology annotation, molecular function: glycerol channel activity; water channel activity. Gene Ontology annotation, biological process: water transport; glycerol transmembrane transport. Gene Ontology annotation, cellular component: plasma membrane. The coding region runs from base 1 to 876 and encodes 291 amino acids. NCBI's taxonomy places the organism in Eukaryota, Metazoa, Arthropoda, Insecta, Psocodea, Pediculidae.